AAGGGGGAGGGGGCGUUAACGUGCGCGUGCGCCAUGGACCUACUAGUGAGCGCGCGUACAUAUGGCAUGAUGUGUGCAUUGAAUCGAUACUUGAUUCAUCCUUAUUUGUCUCUGUUAUAAACAAGAAUGUGUGGUUUCUACUGCACACGUGGCAGCCAUCAAGCAAAACAUAAAUAUUGUUUUGCCUACAAAGUAUUACGUUGAUAUUUAUGAAUUCCACCUUCACCUUCCGCCUAUUCGUGCGUAUGUUGCUGUUGCUUUCUUUAUGUUUUUAUUUGUUUUUUAUUUCAUUCAUGCAUUCAUCAAUGACUUUAAAGGACAGCCAAAGCCUAGGCAAACCGACUAGAACUAGUAAAACAACUUUGUCAGUGCGUCUAUACACCAGUCAUUACGACUGUAAGCUGCAAACAACAUGGCAGCCUCCAUUAACAGCGUUUGUGUUACAUAGCAGGGAUUUGGUCAUUUCCUCAACGAUCUUCAUCUUUCCUUGAGUCUUGGUUUCUUCUGACAUCAUUCUGGUCAUUAAACCUAUGCAUCCCACAUGUUGACAAAGAAGCCUCCCGCCCUGCAGAGUUUCCUGUCGCUGGUUUCCAGACGUGCCAGUCACCUUGCCCGACAGCAGUACGAUGUCAUUAUUGUGGGUGGUGGUCACGCAGGGACUGAGGCAGCGGCUGCAGCAGCCAGAGUGGGAGCGGAGACUCUCUUGGUCUCACAGAAAAUACAAACCAUUGGUGCCCUGUCCUGUAACCCAUCUCUGGGAGGAGUAGGGAAGGGCCAGCUGGUGAAAGAGAUAGAUGCUCUGGAUGGGCUGUGUGGUCGAGCAGGAGACUGGGCUGGCAUCCAUUUCUCCAUCUUGAAUCGCAGAAAAGGCCCCGCUGUGUGGGGCCCGAGGGCCCAGCUGGACCGGCAGCGCUACCGGGAAUUUAUUCAGUCUGAGCUGCUGUCUACUCCCAGGCUGACGGUGUUGGAGGGCUCAGUGGAGGAGCUGCUGGUAUCAGAACCAAACCCAGAGGAGCCUGGACACCACCGAGUCACUGGGAUACGUUUGGCAAAUGUAAGCCACCCAAUCUCAGCCAGCUCAGUGGUUCUUACUACUGGUACUUUCCUGUCUGGCUCCCUCUUCAUGGGCCAAAGCACGUCCCCUGGGGGGCGGAUUGGAGACGCUCCAUCGAGUGCUGGACUAUCCCAGACACUGAGGGAGACGCUGGGGCUAAGGACAGGCAGACUGAGGACUGGUACCCCUCCCAGGAUUGUGAAGGAUUCAGUGGACCUUUCCUUGGCGAACGUACAUCCCCCUGACAGCCAUCCAACUCCAUUCAGCUUCCUCAAUACACACACACACUGCAAGCCUGAAGAGCAGCUGCCUUGCUACCUGACCUAUACUACUCCUGGUGUAGAGAGAGUGGUGAGGGAGAGUAUUCAUCUCAACUGUCACAUACAGGAAGACGCCAAGGGUCCCAGAUACUGCCCCUCCAUUGAGUCGCGGGUGCUUCGCUUCCCAGGCCGACAGCACCAGGUGUGGCUGGAGCCCGAGGGGGUGACCUCUGACCUGUUGUACCCUCAGGGUCUGUCUAUGACCAUGCCCCCUGACGUGCAGCUCCGCCUCAUCAGAGAAAUUCCGGCCAUGCACAGAGCCGAGAUCCACACGCCCGGUUAUGGUGUUCAGUAUGACUUUGUGUGUCCCACUCAGCUGAGCCCUGCCCUGCAGGUCAAAAGCACCCAGGGACUUUUUCUGGCCGGUCAGAUUAAUGGAACAACAGGGUACGAGGAGGCUGCUGCACAGGGCCUGUGGGCGGGGGUGAACGCUGCCCGCUGGGCGCUCUCCAUGCCUGCGAUGGCAUUGUCUCGGACAGAGAGCUACAUUGGAGUUCUCAUUGACGAUCUGGUGAGUCGAGGAGUUACAGAGCCCUACCGCAUGUUCACCAGCCGGGCUGAGUUUCGAACCUCCCUAAGGCCGGACAACGCUGACCUCCGUCUAACUCUGAAAGGGUUUGAGGAGGUGGGAUGUGUGUCCACCGUGCGCUACCAGGAGACUGUGAGAGUUAGGGACAGUUUGCAGGAUGCACUGGCAGCCCUUCAGGCUCUCGCUCUGUCCACCCACAGCUGGAGAAAAAAACUGCCCGACAUGCGCAUGAGUGAGAACAAGAACACCUUGCUGACUGGUAUGGACGUGCUGCAGUACAACGAUGUGUCCUUUGAAAUGUUGGCAUCUGCCUUCCCAGAGUGCUUUUCACCUCACAUGGAAUUCUCACAAAGAAUCAAGAUAGAAGCUGUGUACAGGCCUCACUGCAACCUACAGAAGAAAGAAAUUGAGAGAAUUCAGAAGGAGGAGAACAUGUCUCUUCCUCAGGACAUAAACUAUUUAUCUCUGCCGGUGUCUCUGUCUCAGGAAGUCAGAGAGAUUUUGGACAGAGUUCGACCCAGCACUCUGGGUGCUGCUACUCGUUUGCAAGGUAUGACUCCAGCUGCAAUCGUCCAUCUCCUCAACUACAUCCGCCACACAGGACAAAAAGAGAGGAGAACAUGCAGAGACAAACCAGACCGAAAGGAAGAGAGAAAAGCAGAGCAGUCUGCAAGAAAUGCAUCUUUACCUCAGUGAUAUGACGACUCAUACAAUGUCUUGUAAAAAUGUAUUUAUUCCUGAAAAUGUACAAAAGAAAAAAUUUGCGGUAUUUGUUUUACUUGGGAAAGAUACCUCUUUGUAUUGUAAAAAAAACAUUACAAAAUAAAAUUACAUAGUAAACAUAUCAACAUCUUUUAUAUACAACUACUUCCUCCAAUGUUAUGCAACUACCUAGUGAAGAACUCUAAUCCUGUUAGUAACAGUACUGUGAGCAUUAAACCCCAUGUGAUCUUCUCAGUGACACUGCCGUUAAUGACGAUGUGCCCAUCCAGCUCAGCAGUGCCGCUUGUGAAGAAACUAAACGGAAACUUCCAGUUAGGCUGAGGCGAGCCCCUGGGGGGUUCUGGGUAAACUGUACUGUCGACAAACGUCACCUCAGUGGUUAGAGAAAUAGGGGAAGAUGUAGGACACUGGAAAAAAAGACAGGAGGAGAGUAUUUGGACAUUUUCAUAGAGGUUCAAUUUCAUAUUCUUUUCAUAUUUCUUAUUUCAUGUGUGCUGCACAUGAAAUAAGAAUUUCUGAUGCUGGCCUCACAGUGAGAAGUAUAUUAUGUGCCUACCUUGAAAUGUUGACACUGGAAUAGAUAUUUGGCCCCCAGGAUGUAGUUCUGAGGAAGGUCUAAGAGACCCUGGCGGGCCCACAGUACACGGAUAGAGAGAGACUUGGGGAGGACGCAGCCUGAUUCACAUGUUUCCUGUGAGAGGGAAAAAAACAAGUCACUGUAAAUAGGAUAACACAAGCUUUUAAAUUCAAACCAGAGGCACACAACUUUCAGAUCAUUCUAAAAGCAUAACACUCAAAAGUUCUUGAAUGUUCUUAAAAAUGUGAAAUUCGUGAUUCAGCUGUACCUGCAGGCUGA
Molecule: messenger RNA, 3482 nt
Organism: Anarrhichthys ocellatus (wolf-eel)
Lineage: Eukaryota; Metazoa; Chordata; Actinopteri; Perciformes; Anarhichadidae
Gene: mto1
Product: mitochondrial tRNA translation optimization 1
Exons: 13
Coding region: 542-2599 (685 amino acids)
Biological process (GO): tRNA methylation; tRNA wobble uridine modification
Cellular component (GO): cytosol
Molecular function (GO): flavin adenine dinucleotide binding
Source: RefSeq, a predicted model, not a curated record